Molecule: messenger RNA, 9093 nt
Organism: Mya arenaria
Lineage: Eukaryota; Metazoa; Mollusca; Bivalvia; Myida; Myidae
Exons: 13
Coding region: 333-2711 (792 amino acids)
Biological process (GO): intracellular mRNA localization
Cellular component (GO): nuclear outer membrane-endoplasmic reticulum membrane network; endoplasmic reticulum; ribonucleoprotein complex
Molecular function (GO): mRNA binding
Source: RefSeq, a predicted model, not a curated record
CGAUAAGCUGACAAAGUGACCUCGUAACCUAAACACAAGUGUGCAUGUGUAUUCUUAGUGACACGUGCCACCAAUACACACCGAAAUAAUGCAUUUUGCCUUUGAUAUUUUGCCCCAAAUGAAGAUAGAUUGCAUCAUCUAGUGUGACAUACAUUGCGUUAGCUAUGACGCAUCACUUUUCCAAUCACGUGACAAAGAAAAUGGCGUAGACAGUGCAGUAACGAAAUUCCUUAGCUAAACAUGUGAGGAUUAAAAUUUAACGUUCUUUAAGGAUGUUGGAGGUGUUAAAUCGUUACUCUUUUGCUCGAAAGUAAGCUUAAAAUCCCUGCAGAAUGGAAAACGAUCCAGAGCAGCAAAUGGCUGCAUUGGAGGAAGAAAAGGAUCCAACCAGUGGUUCAGACAGUCUCGGGUCGUCAAUGAACACGAGUGAUUUCAGGCGGGUACGAGCCCCGAACAAGAAAAAGUAUGACGAAGAGAAAGAAGAACUGCUUAAAGAAAUUGCCAAUAAAGACGCUGAGAUGAAAUCUUUAGCUGCCAUCUCCCCUGAACAGCAUGCAAGCCAACUGCGAGACCUCCGCGAUGAGCGAGAGGCGUCCGUCAACAAACGGAAGAAAAUCGAUACUGACCUACGACUGCUUAACCAGGAAAUCACCAAAAAGAUGGGCCAGCUCUCACGGACAGAGUCAAACCUGCAUUAUAAGAAUGAACAGAGGAUAGAUGACACAAUCCGAAAACUUGAGCUACAGCUUAACAAACAGAACUUCCGCCUUUCAGAAGAGAGGAGAGUUGUUGGCGAAAUUGACAAGCUGAAACGAUCGAAAAAGGUCUUAGAAGAGUACCUGAUCCAGAAGAGGGAAGUGGAUAAACUUAGAGACAGCCAGCGACGAAUUCGCUCAGAAAAAGACCACCUGUAUCGGGUUAUCACAGGCCUGAACAAACGUGAUGAAGAACUGAGAAGGUCGAGUCAUGACCGGAAAGCCAAAUACGAGACACUUAAGAAAGAGUUAGACCAACUUCACGAGAGCAAACGUCAGCUGUUUGCCGAAUACAAGCAGUGUGAAUCAGAAUACCAUUAUGAACUGAAACAGAGAAAGUCGCGUAAACGUAACGAGAGUUUCCGACGCCAAGAAGAGGCUCGUAAAGCAAAGGAAGAGGCGUGGCAAAAAGAAAGAUUGGAGUUUGAGUGUCAGCGACAACCAUACGAAGACGAGAUCAACCUGUGUAACACCCUGAUUGCCUACACACAGAGAUUCUCCUCCGAUCGUGAGGACGUUGCCGUGCUCCCUAGCCCACGAGAGGAAAACCCGCACCCACCUCUCUGUGCAAGCAGCUCAUUUGGCCCUGCGGACAGCCUUGAUGACGGCAAGCUGAUUCUACUGAAGAAGUCCGAGGACCCCGAGGUUGUCUACAGUGUAGCUAAUAAGCCCCGCCGACACAGCAAGAAGGGCAGAAAACUCUCCACUACAAAACCACUCGCCCACACCCCACAGAUCCUUGCCCAAUUUUCCUCCCUCAAGAUGGAGGCCCCAGUCAAUGUUGCUCGCAUUCCCGCCACGCUGGAACAGCUCCAGAUUAAAAAGCAAUACUUUGAGGAGCAAGCUUCCCAGAUGCCCAGGCCAUUGCUAGGAAACCUGAGUGGGUCUUUCAGUAGUUCGGGGAGUUUUUCUGGCUCCUUCUCUGGCAGUCUUGACUCUCCUAUGAGGGAACGCUCGACCACCUGGGGGAUAUUUGAGGUACCGCCAGCUAUUACUGAAACCCAGACAUCGAGUGAAGCGGGAGAGAGUGGUUUCCACGACAUGUCCCGCCAAGCUAGCAAGACAGAGAGCUCCGAGAGUGCCACGGACAGUGCUCAGUGUGAUCAGGCCUUGGAGGAAAUCAUCAAGCAAUCAGCGGAGUACCAGGGCAGCGAGACAUCACGCUCCUCAAGUGAUACAAUCACACCUGACGAACAGACUGACGAACAGGAUAGGCAGUCCAGUUGCCAUAGCGACAGCAAUGGGAGUCAUGACAUUGCAUCUCCCAAGUCUGACAGUUGCCAUGGUAACACUGAAAACAUUGACAACACAGACAAUCCAGUGCAACCUGAUAACCACAGUAGGAAUUUGUCCCGCCCUGUGUUUGAGGAAUCUGCUCGUAAAAGCCUUAGUUUACCUUUAUCGGAGGACAUAAGAAAGGGAGGUAAUUUGAGUGUAGAUAUACCUAAAACUUCAGUGUGCUUGGAUUUGAGCUCAAAAAUUGUGAAUUAUGACAAAGACUUUCCCACGUUAUUAGGGAAUGAAAAAGCACCUAGUGAUACUGAACACUGUGAUUCUCUUGUUACUCCGAGUACUACGGACAGUGGUUACGUCAGUAGUUCAAACUCUGUGUGGUUGAAUAUAGGUAGUGGUGAGUCGGAAAACACAACAGGUAGUAUGUCCCAAACUAACAGACCAAGUGACCAUACCGUUAGUGCCUCAGAUGUUAGUGUUAGUGAUCCUCAGUCAGUAUUCCUGGAGAAAGAGUCAGUGAAGGGGAUAGAGGGGUCUUUAGGAGGACCAACUUUAGAUUUGUCCGAAAAAGAUCAGCUGAAAGACCUUCAAGGUUGUUUGGAUUCCAUGCAUUUGAUAGACCAUAAAACCAGUCCAAAAGCAACCAGUCUGAGUUUAGAAUGUGAAGAUGAAGCCGUGGUGAGAGACUUUGAAGAAACAGAGGACGUGGUCACACAUUUGUGAUGAAAAUUGUGUAUUUUUAUUAGUUGUUUGACAGAGAACCUUUGAAAGGGGGGAAAUGAGGGUUUCAUCAAAAGUUUUGAUGUACAGAGUUUAGGUGUAUGGAUAGAACUGAUGUUGUGAAAAGAGAAAACAAAUUUCUUAUAUAUACAGUAGUGGUCAAUGUUAGCACGAGCUUGCAAGCCCUUCACUGGUAAAAUGCUUUCUGGACUAGCUGAAACUCUGGGUUUUAUAACACAGGGCUUAUUAUGAAUGUUGAUGCCAUGAGCUAGUGUCAGAAUUAGGUCUUGUUCAACCAAAGUCUGAUUUCGAUGUCUGUAUACAUAUUAAACACAACAAAUGCCAAGGGUUGUAGAGAGUGGUCCAGUGGUUAAGGUGUCUGCAUCUUCGCCAUACAGGUUGUGGUUUGAGCCUCACCAGUACUGGUUUCUACCAAGGGAACAGACCCAAGGAGAUUCAUAUCAGUAUUCAAAUUAAAAGAAAAGUUUCUGUGGUUUUAACAUUAAAGUAUACAUUUUCAAUAAAGUCAAUAAAAAAAUAAGUAUUUCAGAAAUAAUCAAGUAAUAACACCGUAUGACGAGUGAGAUUCUUAAUUUAGGAAAAUGAUUUAAGUUAGGAAAUUACUUAAGAUGUUUUAUGAAUAUCGCCACAGGUCUCAGGUGAGUACAUGUAUAUAUAUGUUAUACAUGAAACUAGCCUUUCAGUUAUUGAGGACACAAAAUUAAUUUUGUUACUUUAAAAACUUUCGAUAGUUUGCAUAUUGUUCGACAGACAGAGAAAGGACCUUUUUCUUUGGCCCUUGAAUGUGUACAAAUGAUAAUUUUUUAUGAAACCCUGGUUUUCACAUUUCUGUAAUUCGUUGUGUGUAAUUUUCAGAUAAUAUUAUCAGAGUAUUUUUAUACCUUUUGGAGUUGUUGUCAUUUUGUCAUGUGUUCAUAGAGUGUUUUAUUCAGUGAUCAUGGCUUACAAUUGUAAAGGGAUUUUGCUAUAUAUUCAAAUUCAUAUUUUUGUAUGGAUGAGCUUUUGUUUAAAAUGGUUGAUUGAUGUAAAUGAGUUGUUUUAUUUUUUUACUGAAAAAAAAGGAAAAUGAUGUUAAGUUUUAAUGGCAUCUUGAAUUGAUAUUCAGCACUUAUUUUAGUUUCUAUGUAUUCUGUUGAAUAUAUUUCAUUACUGAUAUUUCAGAUUAUAUGUGUAAAUGCUUAUCCAGUAGCAUUACUUUAAAUAGAAAAAUGAAAAAAACUAAAAUAAUGCUUAUAUUAUGUAAAAAUAAAUGUUAUGUUUUAUUUCAAGUGUGAUGUACAGUUGUGCUUGUUUGAACAUUUUUAUAAUAAAUAGUGGAUAUUUGUUGAAUUUUUGCUGUGAGAUCAAAAUUUAUUUCACAAAGUGUUCAAAGAAAACAAUAUUUCCACAAGUUGCAAAGCAUUGAGCUAAAAUAUAAUUUUCUGUGAUCAGGAGUAAAAUAAAAUUUGAUCUUGCUUCUAAAUUUGAACAAUUUUCUUCUUUUUUUUUGCUAAAUUUAAGAUGGUUGUCAAGAUAAUUGGCAUUUUGUGAGAAUCUUAAUGUCAUUUAGGUGCUGUCAUUUAAAAAAGAUUCUUUCAACAUGGUGAACGCUAUGUUUUCACAGGAACCCAAAAUCUAUAAGAGCAGUAAAAAUAACAUGAUAUUUACCAAAAAGCAUUAAAAAAUAUUAAAUAUUUAUUGAUUUAAAAUAUAAUAUUUCCGACCUUCCAUUGUCAAUGGUUUGUCUCAUGAUUUUAUUGUGAAUUAAAUGGCAAUUUUAAUCAAGCAUACUCAAGUCAAGAGUUUAGGGCAAUUUAAUUAAGGGCAUUUUAGUUGUGUUGAUUUGAACUUAUAAUUUAUUGGUAAAAAGUGAAUUGUGGCAUUUUUAAAUUAUCUGUCUUUUGAAGAACAAAAAAUUGGAGUUUCUUUCAUAGCCUUGAAAGAAUUGCUAUAUUUUUUAAAUAUUUUUAUUUUACACAAUGGAAAGGUUUUGACUUCAAUCACAAUGAAAUGUCUAUUAUGAUAUUCACAUUUUAAACACAGUACAAAACAUAUCACUGACAAUACAAGUAUGUGUCACAAGGCCCAUAACUCUUGCAGUAAUAUUAGCAUAUUAAGUACCCUUUUAAUAACUGAGAAAAACAUGACGUGUAUUGGUACCUAAUUGCUAUUGCUUUGUUGGUACCUUAGAGCAUGUUGAUUUAUGCCUUCAAACUUUAAAGAUUAUUGUACAAAAGGCCUGCAGCCAAUACACAAACACGAGCAUACAUAUAUAUAUAAUACAAUUUAUACAAACAUGAUAGAUAGCACUAGUGUCAGGAUUUGGCCUUGUUCAUCCAAGUCUUAAUCUUGAUGCCUUGAGGUACUCUAUUACAUAAGGAGAAGCAGCUGUUUUUAUUUUAUUUUGAUAGUUAAUUUAACAUAUUUCUUAACCAAUUAUAUUAUAAGCAUUUCCUUUUUACAAAGAAAAAGAGUCAAGGUAUUUUGAUAGCCUCGGGGUCAUUGUUCUUGUACAUAAUCUUCUGUCAAUUUGCUCAUAGUUCCAGUAAUACAAUCAUGGAUAUGGAAUAGGCCACCUCGUAUGAUAAUAAGGUUAAAUUUGAUCACGUCUAUCACUUAGAGAAAUGCAUACAUGUAUGUUCUAGUGUGUUGUGUAAUUAUUUUACCUCAGUUGCACAAAUGACAAACAUGUUAUAAUCCUUUAAAGGGACUUAUUUUAUGUAGUCAACUAUGUUUUUUAACCUUAAGUGAAAAAAAAAAAUUACAUACUUUUUUUUUACUUUUUGUUUUGAAUUUAUGGAACAAAUACCAAAAAAAACUAACAGAUACACAUUUAAACGAGUUAUGUUUCAAUAGCAUUACACAAUUGCCAAAAGAACUAUAAUUUGGGCUAUUGAUGAUGUUUUAUCAUUGUUACAAGCAUUCUGUUCCCAUUUCACACGGAAUUAUUGUUUUCGAUUAUAUAUUUAUCAUAUAUGGAAUGACCAUAUAAAACGUGAACAAGUUCUUUUAGAUUUGAAAAAUAGAUGACAGAUAGGUUGUAGCUUUGUUGUAGAAACUAAAAGGAUGGCAUUUAAAACUUUUUUUUUAACCAAUUUGAUACAAUGGCGUUUGAUUGUUCAAGAAUAAAUGGGCAAUUACGACGUGCUAUGCUGCUUUUUUAUUCAUAUUUUAAUAUUUAUCUUAGGUUGCAUGUUGUGCUAGCAAAGGUUAAGUUAUAAAUGUAUUUAAGUAAAAACCUAUUUAUUUGCCAAAUUGGGUGUUUUGGAUUACUAUGUUAAGUAUGUUGUUAAGUUAAACAAUUUGUUGCUAUGUUAAGUUUAUGUGUUUGUUACUGUUUAAAUUUUCAUUUUUGUGUUGCUUAUGAUAACAAGGCAGACACAGGAAUUACUUGGUCUAGCGAUGGUCCCACACUUCUGUUUCCCAGCCAGUACUUUUAGAAGACUUAGCCCUAAUAUCACAAAAACACUCGAGUCAAAUCUCAACUCAUUUUACCACAUGAAAGCAUAGUAUGAUUUAAAAUCUUGCAUGUUUUUAUACUUUUUGAAAACGUAUUUUCUCAUGUAAUAGACUUGAGUAAUUGUACUCAAAUGCAUUUUUGGAUGUAGAAUAUUGUUCCCGUAAAAUCCUGACCAAAGUCAUAAAUCAACAUUUUACAUGAUAGAAUGCCUUUUCAAAGGUGUAAAAUCAUAUGUUACUUUUAUAACUUUUGAUGCUAUGUGGUAAAAUGAGUUGAGACUGAGAUUGAGAUUUGAAUUUUUUUGUGAUAUUGGGGCUGGGUGUGGAGUCUUCAAACUUGGAAUACACAUUGGUCAUGGUCAGAAGAUGACAAGUCAAUAGGUCAAGGUGACCUUAAUUAAAAAAUAUGGGCACUCCUGACUGGAAACACAUCCUAUUUGCUUCCUCUAGUUUGUAGUUUCAAUCUUAAAUCAGUUUAACAAUCACUUAAGAUAUAAAUUUUGUUUACAAUUUUCUUGAACCAUUUGUUGAAUUCUGUGUCUAUUUUAAUUCAUUGCUUACUGACUUGUGUUAGUGUCCAUUGUAGAUUUUACUGUUGCUGGGAAGAUUUGCUGAAAAAAUCUCCAUAUUUAUUCAAUUAUGAGUGUUAUUUGUAUAGGUCCGAUUUAUUACUGUGUAAUUUGUAUGUACCUGUAUCACUUAAAUCAAUGUAGGAAAGAAUUUCACAAUGUUAUCCGAGCAACUUGUGCUGACUUCUUGUUGAAUUUAUAUAUACUGUACAAUUAUUCAGAAUCAUUUUCACAUCUGCAGUUAUUGGUAAAUACAUGUAUGUUAAAGAGAAAAAAUAGCAAUAUUAUAUUGAGUAUUUCUUUUAAAAAAAAAGCGUUUUAUUAUCAAAUGUUUUCUGUGUAAUUUGUUAAGAUUUGUGUAUAUAUGCAUGUUUUAUGGUUAAGAGUUAUUCCAUGAAUUCUAUUUGUUUUUCAUAAAAAAUGAGAUGUCAUAAUGAAUUCAUUAUAAAAGAUUUCAUUAAAAUUUCAAAGUUUGCGAAAUACUUAAUGUGCAGAAAUCAUUUCUUGUUGCCAAUGUAUUAUGUUAUGUUUUUUGCGUGAUUUAUGAAUUGUACAUGUGCAGGAUUAUUUAUUUGAAAAUAUGUAAUAAAAAAAGAAAAAGUCUUAAAAUGACAAAGAGAAUAUUUCUAUAUUUUAAAAUUGAAUGAUGCGUUGAUUUAAGUGUUGACAUGGUAAUAUUGUUCCAUUUGUGAAUUACCUUCAACUUAUAACACUUACUCAGGGUUAAAGAUAGUACUUAUUUUCAAACUGUGAGGUAUGAGAUCACAGCUGCUCGACACACAUCACCAGUAUCAAUACCCCUACAGUUAAAUUGUGGUGGUGGUGGUGUGCGUCUAGCAGGUGUGUUAGAUGUCUUGCUUUCAGAACAUGACAACUAGGUUAAUAAUGUCAUUAUAGCAUCCAUGCAAAGGAAAAAGGUACAUAGUGCAGAUUGUUCAGAAUUUUGUUAAAGUUAAUGAUAUUGUUUACACCAUUGUUAGCUUUCAAAUCAUCACUGCUCUGGAACUUCCAUGGACUCAUUGUAAUUUGCAGUAUUUCUAAAAAGUUUUGAGACAACUAUUUCAUUUGUUGGCCUACUUAAAUAAGUUGAAUUAGGAACAUAUCAUAUAAUAUAAUUCACCUUAAAAAGCGAACAACAAUGCUGUAAGCCAUGUUGUCACCUUAACAAAGUUCUGAACAAUCAGCUGAAUAAUGGGUUGUGUAAAAAAGGUUCUACUUAAACUCAGUUAUAAGGUCAUGACAGCACAUAGCUAGCACAACUUUGCCUGUUUUGUUGGCUCGUUUGCUGUUAUUGUUUUUAAAGAAAUAAAGUUAAGAUAUUGUCGUAGAUUUGGUGGUAUCAUCAUCCUAGUGGUCAUUGUUGGGUUCGUAUUGCAACUACUUAAACCUUGACCGUAACUCUAAACCCAUUCUCUAAAACCCAUACUCUAAUGAAAUCUGACACAAAUGUUGCUAGACUCAAUACACAUAUGUAUAGCAAGGCCCACUACUCGGCAUUUAAUAAUUGUAGAGUUAUGCCCCUUGUUGACCAAAAAACAAUGACAGAUGAGUGUUCGCUCCAUGGUGUUCUUUAUAACUUGUGUGUAUUUUCCUGGGUAAAAUGUUAAUAAUGAUGUUCAUGUACUUUCUAUCCAUUGUAAAGCACUCAAAAGAUAUUUCUUCUGUUAAUGGAAGAAAUGCGUAUAUAAAUUGUUAAAGAAAUUAACACUGCCCACAAAAUACUGUCUUGUGUUUGUUUGCAGUGUCAGUAUUAGUUUGUUUAUUAUUGUGUAUAUUCAUUUUGGAUAAUUAUUAGUUUCUUAGUGUAAGAUAGAAACAUAUUUCACUGAAUGAUCACCAAAAGCUAUAUUUCACAGCUGGUGUUGGUGAAAUAUAUUGUGAUCUUGCACUGAAACCAGCAAUUUUUUUUAAUUAUAUGCCUAAAAUGGAUAUAAAAUGACAGUUUAAUGUAGUUUUGUUAGAAGACUGCUCCAAAUUGUUAUUCCAGAAAUGAUGUUGAUCAGAUUGUUCCAGCCUUAUUCACUCAGAUAUGAAAAUAUCAAAUUGUUUCACUAUUUCAAACACUGAAAUAUCAUUUUUAUUUCAAUAAUUAGUCCAUGGAAAGCAUAUAAUAAAUAGGAAUGACUCGUCUUAAAAAUAUUUUUUUAUAAAACACUAUUACAUUGCCAAUAUCGACUAGUCGUAUCAAGGCUAACACACACAUAUAUGCUGUAUAGUAUGAAGAGUUGAAUUAUACAUCUUUACCCUUACGGCUUCGGUGAAGCCAGCACACAAUCACUGUUCAAAUCCAUUAUCUGUAUGCUGGUCAUAUCACCUUGUACAGUGAUUGUGACCCAUGAAAUAAAACUAUCAUCAUA